CGAUUUAUCUGAAUCUUAUAUCGCAAAUAAACUUAUUGAAAAUGUUCAAGCUGGCGAUGGAUAUCAUACUGUUAAAAGACUGCGGAAACAUUUGGAUAAAGAAAAACAAUGUGAUACAAUACCAAGACUUAAUAGAUAUGAUUGCAAUGGCAAUGUUUCUAUUAAAGUUGAUAUUGAAUGCAAGCUUGCAGUUAUUAAAAUAAAUCAUCAACUUUUACAUAUGCGACCAGAAAAUAUUGCCACCACGAAUGAAGUAAAGGGGUAUAUCACAGACAAUUUGGAUUAUACAGCAUCCGAAUUGUAUAAAAAAAUUGUAAUAAAUGAAAUGGAUGGGUUUAAAACAUUAACCAUGGAUCAGGUCUAUUAUUGGUGGUCAAAAGCUAAUAUGAUUCGGUAUAAACGGGAUGAUAAUGAAUCUUUAUCUGCUCAACUUCUAUUACAAGAAAAGGAUUAUUUAUUUCUUUUUCGUUUAUCAGAGCCAGUUGAUUCAUUUGCAUUUUUAACACCGUUUUUUUCUUUUUUACCAAAAAUGGCAUACGAAUGCCUUUUAGUUGACUCUACUUACAACACAAACAAAUCAAAAUAUGAACUCUAUGCUUUAAUGGCGACUAUUGACUAUACAGGAUUUCCAGUUUCCUAUCUUUAUGUUGCUGCCAGUAAAAACCGAGAUAUGAG
Messenger RNA from Racocetra persica, 675 nucleotides. The record is from the annotation of a GenBank genome assembly. NCBI's taxonomy places the organism in Eukaryota, Fungi, Glomeromycota, Glomeromycetes, Diversisporales, Gigasporaceae.